AUGGCGUCUUACGCCAUAGUUUUGCUUGGCCUCUUGGCCAUGAGCAACGCCGCGCCUCAAUUCGCAAUAGGAGGUGGCUCUACAAUUCUCGUCCCUGGUGGAGGAGCUACCUCACCUAACCCAGUUGGCCCCAUCCUGCUUCCUCCUACUGACAGCCCGGAAGUCAAGCCUGGUAAGCGUGAUCUUGGCGGGCCUUUUCUCGAGCGCAAAUUGUCUUCGUCAGACACUCCUAUGAGACUAUCGCAAGCUUUGGCUGAGCGUGCGGAAGAUCUCAAUACCCUCAAAGAAACAUACUUCACUCUCUUGGAGCCCAUUGUUCAUGGGACCAAACCCUCUUUCGGAACUUAUGUGGUCCUCCUACACAUGGCCGACAUCCUCGCGAGCAAGGGAGUGGAAGUAGACACCAUCACCCUGGGCGAAGCAACGACCAUAUUCAGCCCAACCACGAAUACGAAGCGUCAAAUUUUCGAGAUUGGCUCUUGCAAGCCAUCUGAUCUAAUUAGUCUCCGCGCAACUCUCACGAGUCUCCUUCUCAUCUACAGCAACACCCCGCCCUUUGAGAUUUGGAACCUGGACGAAGCAAUCAUCGCGGCGCUCAAAGCCUGCAACGAGGAUAUCAUUGUCGGCCCCAUAAUCCCAGACAAACCCAUCCCCGGUGGACCCCUCGUUCCGGACAAGCCGGUCCCAGGCAGGCCCGUGGUGACCCAGUCCCCGGUGCCUGGGGGUCCGAUCAAGCCAAGUGAUUAG
This is a messenger RNA of Colletotrichum paranaense, 747 nucleotides long. RefSeq lists its product as uncharacterized. Bases 1 to 747 code for a protein of 248 amino acids. The record is from RefSeq and is a predicted model, not a curated record. The transcript has 3 exons. Lineage: Eukaryota; Fungi; Ascomycota; Sordariomycetes; Glomerellales; Glomerellaceae.